Fukomys damarensis (Damara mole-rat) is the source of this 2662-nucleotide messenger RNA. RefSeq names its product lysophosphatidylcholine acyltransferase 1 (gene Lpcat1). Lineage: Eukaryota; Metazoa; Chordata; Mammalia; Rodentia; Bathyergidae. The record is from RefSeq and is a predicted model, not a curated record. The transcript is spliced from 13 exons. Gene Ontology annotation, molecular function: calcium ion binding. Bases 28 to 1485 code for a protein of 485 amino acids.
GUAUCGCUGUGCCCCCAGGUGGCCUUCAUGACACUGACACUGUUCCCCAUCCGGCUUCUGUUCGCCGCCUUCAUGAUGCUGCUGGCCUGGCCCUUGGCGCUCGUGGCCUCACUGGGUCCUGCUGAGAAGGAGCCUGAGCAGCCCCCAGCGCUGUGGCGGAGGCUCGUGGGUGUCCUGCUCAAGGCCAUCAUGCGCGCCAUGUGGUUCGCGGGCGGCUUCCACCGAGUGGCCGUGAAGGGGCGGCAGGCACUGCCCAGUGAGGCUGCCAUCCUCACUCUGGCACCACACUCGUCCUACUUUGACGCCAUUCCUGUCACCAUGACCAUGUCCUCUGUUGUGAUGAAGGCGGAAAGCAGGGACAUCCCAAUUUGGGGAACCCUGAUACGGUACAUACGGCCAGUGUUCGUGUCCCGGUCCGACCAGGAUUCUCGCAGGAAAACCGUGGAGGAAAUCAGGAGCCGGGCACAGUCGGGUGGAAAGUGGCCGCAGAUAAUGAUUUUCCCAGAAGGAACUUGUACCAACAGGACCUGCCUGAUUACCUUCAAGCCAGGUGCAUUCAUCCCCGGAGUCCCGGUGCAGCCUGUGGUGCUGCGAUACCCAAAUAGGCUGGACACCAUCACGUGGACGUGGCAAGGGCCCGGAGCGUUGGAGAUCCUGUGGCUCACGCUGUGCCAGUUCCACAAUCGGGUGGAGAUCGAGUUCCUUCCCGUGUACAGCCCUUCCGCCGAGGAGAGGAUCAACCCUGCGCUCUACGCCAGCAACGUGCGGCGCGUCAUGGCCAAGGCCCUGGGCGUUUCAGUGACCGACUAUACAUUUGAGGACUGCCAGCUUGCACUGGCAGGGGGACAGCUACGCCUUCCCACCGACUCCUGCCUGUUGGAGUUUGCCAGGCUGGUGCGGAGCCUCGGGCUGAGGCCUGAAAAACUUGAAAAGGAUCUGGACAAAUACUCAGAAAAUGCGAAGAUGCGGAGGGGUGAGAAAGUCGGCCUGGGGGAGUUCGCGGCGUGCCUGCAGGUGCCGGUCUCUGCAGCGCUGGAGGACAUGUUUGCACUGUUCGAGGAGGGCUGCGGCGAGAUGGACCUGCGGGAGUACGUGAUCGCCCUGUCGGUCGUGUGCCGGCCGUCCCGGACCCUGGAUACCAUCCGGCUGGCAUUCAAGAUGUACGGGACACCCGGGGAUGGGAGCAUUGACGAGGACCACCUCUCCCGCAUCCUCAGGAGCGCCCUGGGCGUGGCAGAGCUCCCUGUCACUGGCCUGUUCCAGGCCAUCGACGACAAGGAGAAGGGGAGAAUCACGUUUGCUGACUUCGAGAGCUUCGCAGAGUUGAACCCGGACUUUGCCGAGGAGUACCUGUACCCUGACUGGGAGCCCCUCCAUGGCGGCACCCAGACGCCAGUCACACCGAUGCCCAAUGGUUUCUGUACCGACUUCAGCCCCGAGAGCUCGGACUUGGGGAUGCAGCCUCGCCAUAGGAAGCUGGAAUAGGGCUCAUGGACCCAAGGCCGGGACCUCUUCCGCACCCGGCCUCCAACUGCAGGCCUGUCCCCCAUGGCCUCUGCCCGCCACGCAGGGGUCCUCGGGCCGAGUCCAGGGGCUGGGCCUGUGCGGUUUCUCCGAGGGGUCUUGAGUGGCAGAGCCGGGAGGGUUGGACGCACCUUGGCCUUACUGGGGUCCUGGGGCAGUUCUGUCACUCCCCACCACCAUCCCUUUCUGCCCGUCCGCACUGGCUGUGGUCACCGUGCUGUGUCAGCGUGGCCUGUCCCGGGGUAUGGCAGAGGCGCCGAUGUCUGCUUUUUAAACAUUUCUAUAUUUUCGAGGGAGCUCACAAGUAUUUUAUAACUUCAUUUAGGUACUUCAGAAGACAUUCAGCAUUUUUUUAAAAAAGAAAUUGUUUUUCUACUUCGUUUUUCCUGUUGGGCUCAGAGGUUAUUUAUUUAUUGGCCCUCUUUUGAUAGACUCCAAGGCGGUGGGGGCUUUGCCACCCGCUUCCAGCCAGUGCCCCCCUGCAGGUGGAUUCCUCCCCUCCUGACCUGGCCGCCUUCUGGUCUCCACCCUUUUGAACCUUCUUUCUUAUAACUUCCAGUCUGGUGUCUCUGUUUCAGAGACCAAGGCUCUGGGAGGCUUCACUGUAGUGCAGGCUCAGCCGGACACGUUGGGCAGGAGCGGGCAGCGGGCCCUGGUGUCCCCACGAGCGCCACCUGCCGUGCGCCGUCCCACCAGCUCGGACACGCCCGCUGCGGUCCCACCUCUCCUUUCUGCGCUUCCUGGUAACUUGGUCACAGCCGCCCUGCAAAGCACAGUGGCGCCCUCAGGUGGGGUUUCCUUCCUGAGAGAGCUCCAACUUGCUGAGGAUUUUGUUUUUUACUCCCAAGAUGAAAUGAUACACACUGGGGCCUCCUCGCCAUAGCAAGUGACUGCCAGGGCAUGGGCGUGGGGGUGCCACUCCCAUGGACCCGCAGCCCGCGUCUCUCCACUGGGGGCCUUGGGAAACCAAGCCCAGUCACCAGCGGGACAACGUCACAUCAGCAGGGCGAUUGGCAUGCUGGGUGCCCUGAAGGUAGACAGUACUGGUUCUAUAACUAGCACACAGAAGGAUUAAUUUUUUUGAGACAGGGUCUCGCUGUGUAGCCCAGGCUGGCCUUGAACUUCCAGCGAUCCUCCU